Messenger RNA from Aphis gossypii (cotton aphid), 616 nucleotides. RefSeq names its product dynein light chain Tctex-type protein 2B-like. The transcript has 2 exons. Gene Ontology annotation, biological process: microtubule-based movement. NCBI's taxonomy places the organism in Eukaryota, Metazoa, Arthropoda, Insecta, Hemiptera, Aphididae. Gene Ontology annotation, molecular function: dynein intermediate chain binding. The record is from RefSeq and is a predicted model, not a curated record. Bases 27 to 464 code for a protein of 145 amino acids. Gene Ontology annotation, cellular component: cytoplasmic dynein complex; cytoplasm.
UAUUAAGACAAAAGGGAUAUUUAAACAUGGACACAUUAAUAAAAGAUGUAUAUGAUGUAUUAACUAAUAAAACUGAAAAUGAAUUACCUGCACAAGAUAAACUCGUUAAAUAUCAGAAUACAUAUAGAUUGGAAUCGAAAAAUCCAUUCAAUGAAAACCAGGCUUUGACCGUUAUAAAAAAUGAAACAAAAAAAUAUUUGAAUAACGAAACUAGAUAUAAUCCAGAUGAAGCAACAAGAAUUGCUGCAGCUAUGUCACUUAGUAUUAGAGAUGGUAUUUAUGACUUGGAUUUUGAAAGAUAUAAAAUUGUUUGCAUAGUUGAAGUUGGAGAGAAAAAAGAUCAAGGAAUAAUGUCUAUCGCUAGAUUUUUACGAGACUUCAAUAAAGAUAAAUAUGUUUAUAGCAAUUUUGAAAAUCAUCAUUUGUUUGCAACUAUUAUGGUGGGAGCAUUUUAUUAUGAAUAAAUUCAGUAUGAUUAUACUAUUUUUAGUAUACAUCAAACUAAUAUCAAAAUCUUUUGAGAAAAAAGAAAUAUUUAAUACAAAAAUAUUUUAAAAGAUACUUUAACACUUAUUUAAUACAAAUUAUUAAUUGAUAUCAAAUUACCUGGCAUUGA